Messenger RNA from Besnoitia besnoiti, 390 nucleotides. RefSeq names its product putative ribosomal protein S8. Gene Ontology annotation, cellular component: ribosome. Gene Ontology annotation, molecular function: structural constituent of ribosome. The coding region runs from base 1 to 390 and encodes 129 amino acids. Lineage: Eukaryota; Apicomplexa; Conoidasida; Eucoccidiorida; Sarcocystidae. The record is from RefSeq and is a predicted model, not a curated record. Gene Ontology annotation, biological process: translation. The transcript has 2 exons.
AUGCAGCGCGCGUGUGAAAUGGUGGUCUCGCUCCUGCGCGUGGACGCACUGACGCAGCGCUGUCCGUUCCACGUGCUCAACGUCCAGAUUCUUGAUCUGCUGCAGAAGGAGGGCUUCAUUCGCGGCUUUAAAGUCGACGGAACCAAAAUCGACAUUCUGCUCAAAUACUACAAGGGCGCCCCCGUAAUUCGCAACAUCCGCGUAGUCUCGAAGCCGAGCAGAGACAUCUGGCUCACGCCGCACGAACUGAAGUUCCGCACGCGAUUCAAUACAGGCCUCUGGGUCAUGCAGACGUCCUGUGGGAUCAUUUCUCACCGCGACUGCCUCAGAAUGGGGAUCGGCGGAAAAAUGCUCAUGGCCAUUAACAACGGCUACCAGCACUUCUGCUGA